Molecule: messenger RNA, 1887 nt
Organism: Alligator sinensis (Chinese alligator)
Lineage: Eukaryota; Metazoa; Chordata; Crocodylia; Alligatoridae
Gene: GNAO1
Product: G protein subunit alpha o1
Exons: 7
Coding region: 1-924 (307 amino acids)
Biological process (GO): adenylate cyclase-modulating G protein-coupled receptor signaling pathway; G protein-coupled dopamine receptor signaling pathway
Cellular component (GO): heterotrimeric G-protein complex
Molecular function (GO): GTP binding; mu-type opioid receptor binding; G-protein beta/gamma-subunit complex binding
Source: RefSeq, a predicted model, not a curated record
AUGUACAACCUAAAAUGCCAGAUCAUCCAUGAAGAUGGUUUCUCUGGAGAAGACGUGAAGCAGUAUAAGCCUGUGGUCUAUAGCAACACUAUUCAGUCACUGGCAGCUAUUGUCCGCGCCAUGGAUACUUUGGGCAUUGAAUAUGGCGAUAAAGAACGAAGGGCUGAUGCUAAGAUGGUCUGUGACGUGGUAAGUCGGAUGGAGGACACAGAGCCCUUCUCUCCAGAGCUGUUGUCAGCUAUGAUGAGACUCUGGGCAGAUUCUGGAAUCCAGGAAUGCUUCAACCGGUCCCGAGAAUAUCAGCUUAAUGACUCUGCCCAAUACUACCUAGACAGCUUAGAUAGAAUCGGAGCUGCGGACUACCAGCCAACAGAGCAAGAUAUCCUUCGGACCAGGGUCAAAACAACCGGCAUUGUAGAAACCCAUUUCACAUUCAAAAACCUCCACUUCAGGCUGUUCGAUGUGGGAGGUCAGAGAUCAGAACGUAAGAAAUGGAUUCACUGCUUUGAGGACGUCACAGCAAUCAUUUUCUGUGUGGCGCUGAGUGGUUACGACCAGGUGCUCCAUGAAGAUGAAACCACGAACCGCAUGCAUGAAUCACUGAAGCUGUUUGACAGUAUCUGUAACAACAAAUGGUUCACAGACACAUCCAUCAUCCUCUUUCUAAACAAGAAGGACAUUUUUGAGGAGAAAAUUAAGAAAUCUCCAUUGACAAUCUGCUUUCCUGAGUACACAGGCCCUAACUCUUUCACAGAGGCUGUGGCUUACAUCCAGUCUCAGUAUGAGAGCAAGAACAAGUCCCCCAACAAGGAGAUCUACACACACAUCACCUGUGCCACCGACACCAACAACAUCCAGUUCGUCUUCGAUGCAGUGACAGAUGUUAUCAUUGCCAACAACCUGCGUGGAUGCGGACUCUACUAAACCCUUCUUCUCCUUCUCCUCUCCCUACGUACACCUGGAAACACUCCCAUUCAGGUUGAUGGGUUUCUCUUACCCUUCCCCCGUCCCAAAAGAUAAGAUGGAGAAGACGAUAAAAAAUUACAUAAACUCCCCUCCCUUUUUCUGUCCCCAAGAACCUCUGAAGAAAGGUCUGCUUUCCCCUAGCCACCCCUUUUUUAAAAAAAAAUUCCUUCUGUUACAUUUGUUUUCACCUUGUUCAGUUUCAGGAAUGACAGCCAAUGUUCAUGAUACUGUAGAGGGAGCUAAAACAACCUCUGCGUUUCAGCUGCCAAAAAAGGCUCAUUCAUGAAAACAAAAUCAGUUUCUCAAAGCUGUAUGACUAGUUUACAUCAAAAUUAGAAUCUGAAACUUAAACACUUUUUUAUUUGCCUAAAAUUGAGGGAUAUUUUAAUUUCCAUUAUUGUUUAUGUUUUUCUUAAACUCUCUCUGGAUACUCGAGAUGAAAGGUAAUCACUUCAGAGGCUCUUUCUGGCACCAGCUUCUAUUCCAAAGUUGAAAGGGUCAAUUUAGGAAACAGAGACAAUAGUGUGAUACUAGAUUAUUUUCUUUUAGAUAAAUAUUUGGACACGUGAAACAGCUGUAAUGAUGUUUGCUGGUGUCACUUAAGACAGACCCAGUAACAGAAGCUACUAAGCAUCGUAAAAUGUUUAUUACCUAUAACAGGCUUACCUCAAGUUUUCAAAAUUAACGUUAAAAUAUUUCUCUAGUAUUUUCAAUAAUCCAUUUCUUACUCUACAUAUAUCUUUAUUCUCUUUACUUGAUACUGCAGAGCUACUGUACUGUAGCUGGGCAACUGCUAGAUGUUCGUGUAACAACCCUCAUGUAACGAGACAUUAGCAACAAGCAUUGUUCCGAGUGAAGUUCUGAAUCAUGUACGUUUCCUGGUAUGACUAAGUAUAAACAAAAUACUCAUUGGGCCCUGUU